This is a messenger RNA of Rotaria sp. Silwood2, 792 nucleotides long. The record is from the annotation of a GenBank genome assembly. Lineage: Eukaryota; Metazoa; Rotifera; Eurotatoria; Philodinida; Philodinidae.
AUGAAUACACUUGCUAGUGUCGGAAUUUGGAUAUGGAUUGGGUAUAGGGAUACAACAAAUCCUCGUGAAGAUUUGGAUUUGAACACGGGUGAUGAUCUGCCAACACAUGCUGUUGUUGAAGAAUUUAUCGAAGCACAAACACGUCCAGGCGAUAUAGAUGCUGAUUAUACAGUGUGUGGUUUUGUAUUAGAUUCAAUCUUUUAUCCAACUUCAAUAAAUCUAUGUGGAACUGAUACACGAGGUCAAUAUAUUGAACAAUGGACAGCAGCAGAAGCUAGUCAAAUGGAUGAUACACCUACUGAUUGGCAACAUAUGUUUAAAAUAUAUGCACGUAUGGUUGCCAUUGAAGCUGAACCAUUUUCAUAUAGGAAUGGUAUUUAUGCUGGUGAUAUUUUUGUUACUGUUAAGAAUGAAUAUAAACAACGUGAUUGGAAUAUUCGUCGAGGUGGACGAAGUACACCUGAAUCUUUAAUUAUAUUAGAUGGAUCAAAUUAUGAAACAAAAGUAAAUAUAUCUAUUCAACAGGAAUUAACUUGUGAAAAACUUUUUGAUCUUUAUACAAAUGUUUGUGACCGACUUACAGAUGCACCUAACCAUAUGUAUCCAUUUUCAACAGCUUAUUGUUAUUUUUGUAAAUCAGCAGUACCGAAUUUUCUUCGAAUUAAUGUUCUUGUUGAUCCACAACGACUUAUUGAUGAAAACGGUACAAAACUACCAAAAAAUAAACAUAGACAAAAAGUUGAUAACAUUGUUAAACAAAUCGUUGAUGAUGAAUUAUCGAUCAAUGCAUAA